Aphis gossypii (cotton aphid) is the source of this 971-nucleotide messenger RNA. RefSeq lists its product as uncharacterized. The record is from RefSeq and is a predicted model, not a curated record. Gene Ontology annotation, molecular function: DNA binding. Bases 1 to 897 code for a protein of 298 amino acids. Gene Ontology annotation, cellular component: transcription regulator complex; nucleus. NCBI's taxonomy places the organism in Eukaryota, Metazoa, Arthropoda, Insecta, Hemiptera, Aphididae. Gene Ontology annotation, biological process: regulation of transcription by RNA polymerase II. The transcript has 2 exons.
AUGUCGAUGCUUGUGGAAACGUCUAUCGAAAAUUUGAUAGAAGAAAUUGAAAAGAGACCAGCACUAUAUAAAAAACAACUAAAAGAAUACUCUGAUAUAAAUCUGAAGAAAAAACUAUGGGAAGAAGUGUGUGAAGUAGUUAUUCCCGAUUGGAAUGAGCUUGGUGCCCAGGAAAAAACAAAACAAGGUCAUGAAGUGCAAAAAAAAUGGGCUAAUUUACGGACUUGUUUUCGUAGAGAAUUAAACGCCCAAAAAAACACAAAAUCAGGACAAGCUGCAACCAAGAGGCGUAAAUAUGUGUACUUUGAAAAAUUAUUAUUUUUACUUCCCUGUAUGGAAAAUCGGCCAACGGAAGGUAACCUGGAACCAAAUGAUUCUCAUGAAGACGAAGACGACAAUAACGAUCCUGGCCCUACCACUUCAACACCUAUUCCUCAUCGGAAAAAGAGGACUAAUGUAUCGAAACCAGACGAGUUGGACGAAGCAUUAAUAAAAGCAUUAAAUCAGCCGGUUGAUGAAGAUACAAAUUUUGCUUUAUCUCUUGUCCCAUCACUCCAGAAAUUAAACGCAGAGGAAAAACUCGAUGCUAAAAUUGGUAUUCUUAACAUUUUUAAACAAAUAACACUAGCAAGGCGUUUUGAUACUAGUUCUCAAUCAACAAGUAGCUACAGUGUCUUACAGCGACCGUUGUCUUAUCCUGUAUAUCAUCCAGGAAGUAACAUGCCACCACCACAAAUAUCUCAGCAUUCAAAUUAUACGUCCAGUUUUACCACACCACACAAUCUGCCUACGUUUCAAGACAUUCAAAAUACUCCAUCGCCAGAAAAUUCUAAUGAUACAGUUCGUUCCCAUUUUUCUAAUUUUUCAGAUGAUACGGAUAUAAUAUAUGACUUAUAAUAUAUAAUUUAUAAGUAUACUUAUAAUAUAAUAAUUUUACUUAUAAUGUAAUAAAUAAUAAUAUUAAUCAUUUA